AGAUCCAGCGCUAACGCACGGGAGCGCAGACGCAUGCAGAGCAUGAACGCAGCUUUCGACCGCUUGCGUGACGUCAUCCCAUCUUUUGGCGGAAACCGGAAGCUCUCCAAAUACGAAACCCUCCAGAUGGCGCAGAGUUAUAUCAACGCUUUAGAAGAUGUUCUAAAACACUAA
This is a messenger RNA of Lymnaea stagnalis (great pond snail), 174 nucleotides long. NCBI's taxonomy places the organism in Eukaryota, Metazoa, Mollusca, Gastropoda, Lymnaeidae. The record is from the annotation of a GenBank genome assembly.